GUAGCUGCUUCAUCCGUGGUAGCUGCUUCAUCCGCGUCAUUGGACGAACGACGGAUCGUCGACAAUGAGACGCCAAGAGCACUGAACCUCAAUUGCAGCCACGUCGCUUUGCUCGAGAGCACAUUCUUUACUUUAGCUUUCCCCUGGAUAUCACCGGAACCCGGGUUGAAAGGCGGCGAUGCCGGUAGCCACCAGGAAACGACCUGGUCGGCCGACAAAAAGUCAAGCUGCGGGGGACGAUGACAAGGCUUUACCGACCAGCAGCACCGAUGAGAUUCCGGCGGGAACCCGGCGCAGCAAGCGUCUCGGUCAUAUUGAUGUGGAAGACAUCAGAGAUUUCGAGGCCAUACGAGUAAAGAGGAGACGAAGAAGUCAGAAGGGUGUGGAAGAAGAAGAAGAAGAAGAAGAAGAAGAAGAAGAUCAGGUGGACGCAGACCAAAGCAGCAUCAUAGAAGACGACCAAGGCGAGGAUGACGAUAGGGGCACGGGAGACGGUCAAAACGAAGAAGGAGAAGACGGUGAAGAAGUAACAGACGACCAUCGCGAAAACGCAGCUCUACCUCUGGCAACGGAGACGCCGGUCGAACCACCAACUGCCAGAAAACAAGGCCGGCCGAGAAAGAUACGUGAGGAUCUACGGGUAGAUACAUUGCGUAAGGAAGCAACGAAUACCCAUCGCACGAAUGUGAGCCGUGUCGGGAAGGGGCAGACAAAUCAAGAAUCCAGUCGAUCUUCGAGAAAGAAGGCGACGAAACCAAGCAAAGGCCUGCCGAAUCCCGAAGCUUUUCAACCGACAUCAGACCCGGAUAACGAGAACGAACUAGCCGCCGCUGCAGCGGCCAGGGCGGAUAUAUACGCGUUCGCGAGUAGUCCACCUAGAGGGUCUGCCAUCGCAGUUGACCUUUCAAUGUCGUCAUACCAAGAGGCUGAAUCGUCCGAUUCGCGAUCCGAUUCACAGAACCCUGACACCGGGAAUGGGCUGUUUGUUGAGCGCGAAAUUCAGAGCGCAGAUGAGGAGGGCACAGAGGAGGGCGACGAGGAGGGUGAUGAUGAUGAGCAGCUCUACAACGACCCGAUUAUGGCUGAGUUGCCGCCGUCUGCACAAGCAAGGGAAGAUGCUGCCUAUCCGGGCGACACAGACUCCCAAAUGGAGCCACAACCAGUAGAGGCAACUGCGCAGAUUCGUCGUUUUGUCGGUGAUCUGGACCCGCCAACUCCUGACCUCUUCCCCGAGGUUGAUUACGAGUACCCGGACGAUCAUUUUAUCUUUCACCAGCCUGAAGAUCAAGACCGAUUGACCGCGGCGCCGGUCAAAUCACCAUCUCUGAAGAGCAUCAAGGAGUUGAUGAAUGGAGUGGGUUGGACUCGUUCCAAGGAUGGAAGAGCAGUUGACCUCACAACUGGGCCGGCGCAGCUCUCGCAGAGAACCCAGCCUCUAUGGGACCGUUUGCAAUCACUCAACAGCUUCUGGGAAGGAGCCCCUCGCGCGCCCCUGUUUAGCAAACAAUGCGACUAUUUGCAUUCGAUCAACGUAGAUGCGGUCGAUGCCAGGCUCGCUGUCAAGGAAGUCGAUAAGCUUGUUCAUAAGAUAGCCACGAAAGCAAAGAAGCCCAGCCCCGGCGACGAAUCUGAUAUGCCGGCCCCACGUUUCGUCAAGGAGCUGUACGAAAGUAUCAUCCCUUCACUUGUGGUUACCCUUGGAAUUGUAUUCCGAAAGGGUACUGAGCACGAUGGAUCCCAAUAUGCCGGAUCGUUCACGAAGCCGACGUUGCAAAUCAUGCACAGACUGGUUGCUUGGAUUGAGAAGCUGUACUAUGGCAUGCUCUCAAAUCUUGCGAGAAGGAGGCGGAAGGAACAACUGCUAUCCAAGAAGCUCAGUCGAGAAAAGCUCGCCGUGUAUUUAAAAGGCUUCAAAUUAGAGCUGGAUGUAACUUGGAACAAGGUCAAUCACACGAUCCAGCGGCAACGACUCUACAAGCAGCGGUUUCUUGAAAAGAGACAGAAGGAAGAGCGAGAACGACACGAGUACGAAGAGACUAGACGACGACAACGGGAGUUUUGCGAUAGGCGGCUGGAGGAGCGGAUUGCAGCCGAGAAAGCACGAAGAGGGAUAAGCUCCCCGCAACAGAGUCAAAGAGGCAGACACGAGAGACAGCAGGCCUUGCCAGUGAAUCGCCAUCUAGAGGCAAAGCAAGGAUCGGUGGAUGCUGAGCCCUUUGCCUGGCCUGAAGCAGAUGCCAAGUGGCUUCUGCAGACGUUGUCCGCGAGGCCAGACACCGACUCUCAAGCGCUUGCAAUGAUGCUCAAACGCAGCGAAGACGAUGUCAUAGCCAUGAUCAGUUUGCUCAAGCAAAGCGCCAGGGCACACGCAGCACAGAGAGGCAAGGAGGUUCCGGCAUUUGCAGCUGUUUGAGCUACAAAGUGCCGCCUGUUGGGGAUACACUAGCUGCGAGUUUAUUGUUUUUGAGGAUACCCACGCGUUCAUAUUGAGCGUCCCAAUAUCAUUAUUUCGGGCAUAUGAGAAAGCCUGCAUUCAUCCAAUUCACUCAUGUCUGCGCGCAGGGUUUCGCCUACUACCGUACGCGUAAUCGGCGGUGAUGACUCGGAGUCGGUGUUUCGGAAGAUUCCAAUUAUUACCAAACCAUUUGCUCUAUGCAGUUGCGGUAAGCGAA
Molecule: messenger RNA, 2672 nt
Organism: Colletotrichum phormii
Lineage: Eukaryota; Fungi; Ascomycota; Sordariomycetes; Glomerellales; Glomerellaceae
Exons: 2
Coding region: 179-2413 (744 amino acids)
Source: RefSeq, a predicted model, not a curated record